Molecule: messenger RNA, 807 nt
Organism: Carassius carassius (crucian carp)
Lineage: Eukaryota; Metazoa; Chordata; Actinopteri; Cypriniformes; Cyprinidae
Product: GTPase IMAP family member 4-like
Exons: 3
Coding region: 1-807 (268 amino acids)
Molecular function (GO): GTP binding
Source: RefSeq, a predicted model, not a curated record
AUGUCAACUGGACAUAACUUUGCUCAGUGGGAAGAGCCCAUCAUCAACCCAUCUGGGCUAACCCAUGUGGGGCCACCAUGGAAACCGAGGACAAAAUUAGCUGGGUCCCAGCUGGGAACACACAUGGUGGAAGAUUUGAGGAUUGUUCUUCUGGGUAAAACCGGGUCAGGAAAAAGUGCAACAGGAAACACCAUCCUGGGCAAAGAUGUGUUUGAAGUUAGGUUCUACUCUGAAUCUACAACUCAACAGUCUGAGAAACAUGAGGGAAAUGUGGAAGAUACGAAGAUUUCAGUGGUUGACACACCUGGGCUAUUUCACACAUCCAUGAGUGAAAAACAUCUAAAGGCUGAGAUUGAGAAGAGUUUGCAGAUGUCUGCUCCUGGUCCUCAUGUGUUUCUGCUGGUCAUCAAACUGGACAGAUUCACAGAAGAAGAGAAAAACACAGUCGAAUGGAUUCAGAAGAACUUUGGAGAAGAUGUUAAGAGAUUUGCCAUAGUGCUGUUCACAGGAGCUGACAUGUUAACCAAACCAAUAGUUACAUUUCUGAAGGAAAACCAAGAACUGCAUAAGUUAGUGGAUGAGUGUGGGGGAAGAUAUUAUGUGUUAAACAAUGUGAAUGAUGGAGCUCAAGUCACUGAACUGCUGGAGAAGACCAAGACAAUAGUGGAGAAAAAUAGAGGAGAAUACUACACCAGUGCAAUGUUCAAGAAAACUCAGAGAAAAAUAGCUAUGAUAAAAACUUUGAAAAUAAUAGAUGGACUGAUGGAGAUCACAGGAUCCUCUGGAGGAUCUACAGGUGUCUGGUGA